Molecule: messenger RNA, 771 nt
Organism: Eremothecium sinecaudum
Lineage: Eukaryota; Fungi; Ascomycota; Saccharomycetes; Saccharomycetales; Saccharomycetaceae
Gene: CKB2
Product: casein kinase 2 regulatory subunit CKB2
Exons: 1
Coding region: 1-771 (256 amino acids)
Cellular component (GO): protein kinase CK2 complex; cytoplasm
Molecular function (GO): protein kinase regulator activity
Source: RefSeq, a predicted model, not a curated record
AUGUCACAAAGAAGUGCUGAGGAUGCUACUACUGAAGCAGUGGAUGUAGAAAUGGUGGACUUCGUUGAAUCGAACUCUACAGGCUCCAGUGACUACGUAGAGUUGUGGAUAGAUUUAUUUCUUGGAAUGAAGGGCCAUGAAUACUUCUGUGACAUAGACACAGAGUAUAUCACUGAUAGAUUCAACUUGAUUAAUUUACAGAAAACUGUUAGCAAGUUUACUCAGGUGAUACAAUACAUGGUGGACGAACUAGAUGAAGCAUUAGUGGAAGCGAUGCCCAGAACAAAACUAAACCAGCUAGAGUCAGAUGCAAGGAAGCUUUACGGCCUAAUUCAUGCAAGGUAUAUUAUAACAGCCAAGGGACUGCAAAAAAUGCUGCAGAAAUACAGAGAUGCGGAUUUUGGAAGGUGUCCUCGAGUCCACUGCAAUUUCCAGCCCUUACUACCUGUGGGCUUACAUGAUGUUCCGGGCAUAGACUGUGUAAAAUUAUACUGUCCAUCAUGUGAGGACUUGUACAUUCCGAAAUCUUCAAGACACAGUGGAAUCGACGGCGCCUACUUUGGCACAAGUUUUCCAGGAAUGUUUCUCCAAGCUUUUCCAGAGGUUGUUCCUAAACACCCUACAAAACGGUAUGUUCCUAAAGUAUUUGGCUUUGAACUACAUAAGCAGGCUCAGCUAGCUCGCUGGCAAGAAUUACAACGGUUAAAGCUUGAAAAAGAGCUAGUUGAGAGUGGCAUCGAUUUAUCCAAGAGUGGUGGUUAUAAGAAAUAA